Messenger RNA from Poecilia latipinna (sailfin molly), 2729 nucleotides. RefSeq names its product insulin-like growth factor binding protein 5b (gene igfbp5b). The transcript is spliced from 4 exons. The record is from RefSeq and is a predicted model, not a curated record. Gene Ontology annotation, cellular component: extracellular region. NCBI's taxonomy places the organism in Eukaryota, Metazoa, Chordata, Actinopteri, Cyprinodontiformes, Poeciliidae. Gene Ontology annotation, molecular function: insulin-like growth factor II binding; insulin-like growth factor I binding; fibronectin binding. The coding region runs from base 1 to 813 and encodes 270 amino acids. Gene Ontology annotation, biological process: regulation of insulin-like growth factor receptor signaling pathway.
AUGUUCCUGAGCUGCUGCCUCCUGCUCACCAUCAUCCUGGGGCUCUCCCGCUGCUCGGCCUCCUACGUGCCCUGCGAGCCGUGCGAUGACAAGGCGCUGUCCAUGUGCCCGCCGGUGCCCGUCGGCUGCCAGCUGGUGAAGGAGCCGGGCUGCGGCUGCUGCCUGACCUGCGCGCUGGCCGAGGGGCAGGCGUGCGGCGUCUACACGGGCACCUGCACCAAGGGGCUGCGCUGCCUGCCGCGCAGCGGCGAGGAGAAGCCGCUGCACGCCCUGCUGCACGGCCGCGGCGUCUGCACCAACGAGAAGGGCUACAAGUCCGCCGCCGCUGCCGCCGCAGCCGCGACCGGAGAUCGGGAGACGCGGGUGGACGUGGACAUGACUCCGGACGUUACGGGCGUGGUGCCGCCAGCCAAGGUGCCGCUGCAUCCCAAAGACAUUGUGAACAGUAAAAAGGUGAUCGCAGUGCGCAAAGAGCAGAAGAGGAAGCUUGGCAAGCAGCGCUCCUUCAGCUCCGGCGUGGAUUAUUCCCCCAUGGACAUCGACAAGCACGAGCCUGAAUUUGGUCCCUGUCGGAGGAAACUGGAUGGGAUCAUCCAGAAAAUGAAGGACACUUCUCGGGUCAUGGCGCUGUCUCUGUACCUUCCCAACUGCGACAGGAAAGGGUUCUUCAAGCGCAAACAGUGCAAGCCGUCUCGCGGCCGCAAGCGGGGCAUCUGCUGGUGCGUGGACAAAUACGGCGUCAUGCUGCCAGGGACGGACUACAGCGGGGGGGACAUUCAGUGCAAAGACCUGGAGAGCAGCAUCAACGAGUGAAAGCCCCGGCCCCUUCCCCCCGCCCCCAUAACCGUCACAUGACCCGGGGCCCACGCAUCUUCUGAGUCACACCUGUACGCUCCGCCCUCUGCUCACACCAACAACCUGUUUUUACCAGAGAGACACAAAGAAAAAGCACUAUUCUCUGAUAAAGGAGACCACUUCGGAUCCCCCACCUCUUCAUUUGACUGUAAAAAAUUCACCACAAGAAGAAGGAGGAGGAGAAAACUGACCCAGCUGCGUGUCGUGGGACUGAGAAUUGGCUGAGAAAUGAUUGGUUUCUGGUUUUUCUGGGGGGUUUUCAGAGCACUUAUAGAAAGGGGAUCCUGUUUAGAAACCUGUGUGACGCGUUGGUGUGUUACAGAGCGAGCCCAUUUCAGAAACAAAACCAGCAGCAGAACGUUGUAUUUCCUCCUCUUGUUCGAUCGUCGCCAACCCGACGGCCCUUCCUCUCCAACGCAGCGAACGUCUUUGGGACUCGGAGCGUUCAGACGGUCGCAGACGAACACGUGAGCGGCUCUUCAACCACGUAGCUAGCCUGACAUGCCAACUGUGCCUAUGAAGCUGCCGGGCGGCGCUACGCAGCUCCGCUGGUCAAAUCAAAGACUCUCAGCUUCAGCGACGGGAAGCACGUUUGAUUUUUCCGAGUUGGGAUUGUUUUUUUCGGGGGCGGGGGAUCGACCUUGCCGAUCGGGCCGUUUCCUCUCUAACUGACUCUUUUUUUGUGGUUUUAUUUGUGAUUUCUUUGCCUUCAGUGAAGUAAAAGAUCGCCCUACGUUUUGAGCCAUGUUUCCCCGUCAGUACAACAUAUUCAUGGUGUAUUACUUUUAAAUAUUCUUUGAGGGUUUUUCCUGUAGAGAAAAGCCAGAUCAUGUAAAGAAAACAAAGACUUUUUGCCUGUAAAGAAUUGGAAAGUGUCCUGUUACAGCAGCUCACAGGGCAGUGGGAGCUUUCUGCCUUUUUCUCAGCGGAGCGCCGUGAGAACACGACAUGAGCAGGUCUCCGGACCCGGUUUCUCCUCUCUGUGCCUUCCUACAAACAGACUUAAGCACUGGUGUGAAAGCGACACCAGGGGGCAAUAUUCAGGACGAGGUUCGAGGCUAACAGAGAAGAACGAUGAAUGUGGUCGGUCCCUUAAAUUCAGUCCAGCUCCGUUUGUCCGUGUUGUUUCAGAACCUCCUGCUCUUCCUUUGACGACUUAAUAAGCUAAGAUUGUCACUUUUUCUGUUUUUAUGUGAAUGCCAACGAUUGACGGGGAGUUAGACGGGAAGCUGAGGAAUGUCGGUUAGUUGUUUUUCCUGCGAAUGAGAGAGGGAAUGCGUGCAUCCAGGGGUGCUGUGCAAAAAUCCCCAGUCAUCCCUCGUUCCUUUAACUUCUGCUUUUAAACAAUCUCUUUUAGUCUUUAAACUGGUUUUAUUGAGCGGUUCUCCACUUCCUGAAGGGUUUUCAUUGUGUUUUAUGACAGACUUUAGUUGCUUGAUGUUUUAUAUUUCAGCCGUCUUCUAAUCAUUCAGGUGUAACAGCAAACAGUUUGACAUGCAGGAAAUAGUUGAUGUACAGAUUUCUUAGCCACAGAGUUGUUCCCUCUAAUAUUGAAAAAACAAACAAACAGUAUAUUAGUUUCUGUUUAUUUUUCAUUUUAAUUCUUGGGAGAUUUGACACUUUUUUCCCUUCUGGGACCCAAAAGGGAACCCUAAAGAUUCAUCUUCAAGUCAAGUUACAUCUUCCAGUGGGCGCUAACCAAGGAGCUAGUUCUGCUAACACAGAAGCCCUUCACCAACAUGCUAGUUAGCAGAGGCUAAUGUUACAGUGCUACCUUCAAUUCAAAUUACAUCGGCCCUUGGAAGACUUCAAUCCUCUGGAACCAAUUUAAUUUUGAAAUGUUGCCAUAAGAUUGUGAAACAGCUGUUGUUAAA